UAUGCAAAAUAUACUCUCAAGAAUGGGAUCCAUGAACUUCCUUUUGGUGAGUUCUCCAAAAGAAGAAGAAGAAGAAGAAGAAGAAGAAGAAGAGCAAACUGGAAAAAUUUUAAGAAGGAUAUAGAACAAGCUUGUAAGAUCAUCAUCAACAGUUAAAACUCAUGGAGACCACAGAGGCUGAUACAAGCACAUACCAUCCGCCAUGGAGGAAAGUGGCCUAUGGAGGAAUGCAACCGGGAUACGAUGAUAACUACACCGAUGAAACAUUCCUUGAAGAGUUGGUCAUGAAUGCCAAUGUCGUGAAGAGGGAUAUUCUUAAAGUGAUGCAAGAUUCUGUAUCGAUAUCCCAGUAUCUCUGUAUCGUAGCUCUCGUGGUAAUUGUUUGGAUCCAUACACUAGACUCGGUCAUUGGUGAGGGCUCUCUCCUUUUACUUGAUGCUUUCCUUCUAGGACUCGGCUUCCUGAUACUUUUGCUCACCACAAGUCAACUCUCAUUUAAAGUUCUCUCAAAAUACCUUCUUAACAUUGUGUUCUUCACAUGUGGUUUGUUCGUCUUAGCACCUGUUUAUCAUACUCUGACCAGGUCUAUCAGCUCAGAUUCUAUUGUUGCACUCACAAUAUCGCUUCUAAUUCUCCAUCUUUUCUUGCAUGAUUAUUCAGGAUACACGAUACGUCCACUGGGUUGUGCCAAGAACCCGAAUUUAGCUAGUAAUAUCUCUUUGAAUGCAUCGAUAGUGGCAUCGGUUCUUGUUGCGUCUCGCUUACCGUCCAGACUCCAUGUCUUCGCAAUUGUUCUGUUCUCUUUACAAGUCUUCCUCUUUUCUCCAUUGAUUACCUUUUGCAUUAAAAAGUAUUCCUUCAAACUACAUUUGUGUUUUUCCUUUCUAUUGAUCAGCAUGACAUUGAGCAUCAUAUACUUUUUGCACACUAUGAGCUUUGUUAUUUUCUCUAGUCUUCUGGUUUUCAUUUCAGCUGUUUGCCCUUACAUGCUUAUAAAGAUACAGGUUUACAAGUUUGAGAUUAAUGGCCCUUGGGAUGAAGCCAAGCUUUGCUUUGACAUAACAGACUGAAAAACAGCAUAAUUGCCUUUCAUUUUGUUUGU
Messenger RNA from Dioscorea cayenensis subsp. rotundata (Guinea yam), 1102 nucleotides. RefSeq names its product phosphatidylinositol N-acetylglucosaminyltransferase subunit C. Gene Ontology annotation, cellular component: glycosylphosphatidylinositol-N-acetylglucosaminyltransferase (GPI-GnT) complex; membrane. The record is from RefSeq and is a predicted model, not a curated record. The coding region runs from base 162 to 1070 and encodes 302 amino acids. The transcript has 2 exons. Lineage: Eukaryota; Viridiplantae; Streptophyta; Magnoliopsida; Dioscoreales; Dioscoreaceae. Gene Ontology annotation, biological process: GPI anchor biosynthetic process.